Oncorhynchus kisutch (coho salmon) is the source of this 1561-nucleotide messenger RNA. RefSeq names its product homeobox protein Hox-D10a. The transcript is spliced from 2 exons. Gene Ontology annotation, molecular function: DNA-binding transcription factor activity, RNA polymerase II-specific; RNA polymerase II cis-regulatory region sequence-specific DNA binding. Gene Ontology annotation, cellular component: nucleus. NCBI's taxonomy places the organism in Eukaryota, Metazoa, Chordata, Actinopteri, Salmoniformes, Salmonidae. Gene Ontology annotation, biological process: regulation of transcription by RNA polymerase II. The record is from RefSeq and is a predicted model, not a curated record. Bases 95 to 1108 code for a protein of 337 amino acids.
UGUGGCAGAGAGGCAUCCUAAGCAACACGGACGUUGUUUUUCUAGAUAUGUCAGCCUACAAACGACAUCUCUCUCCUUUAAAAACUUAUCCAAAAUGUCCUUUCCCAACAGCUCUCCUGUUACUAAUACUUUUGUAGUUGAUUCGUUGAUUGGCGCUUGCAGGACUGACCGUUUUUACUCCAGCAGCAACAUGUACAUGCCGUCCGGUGCAGAAAUGGGAAUUUACGGAAUGCAAACCUGUGGACUCUUGCCGUCUCUCAGUAAACGAGGGGACGUCAACCACCAAAAUAUGGGCAUGAAUUUCCACCCUUACAUACCUCAAAUUGAUAACUGGACAGAUCCCAGUAGACCUUGCGGAAUAGAGCAACCAUCCAAACAAAUGCCCAAUUGCACAUUUUCACAAAACAUUAAGGAGGAGAGGAAUUUCUGCAUGUAUUCCGAAAAGAGAGCAAAGGUCAACUCGUCCGAUGUCCCUGUAUAUGCUAAUAUAAUCCCCGAAUCGUGUUCAGUUGACUGCCCCGAGAUCCCUGUCCCAGGGUAUUUCAGAUUAAACCAAACCUACUCGACUGGGAAAGACCAGGACUAUGGCCAGGAGAAGACAAGUCCAAACAUCACAUUCGUGCAGCUCAACAGAGUCACUCCAAAACCGCAAUUGUCUUCCUUUUUUGUCGAACUGGAAAAGAAAACGGCCGAGAUACCGCAUAACCGGGAGACCAGCAAGACACCCAUCCCCGUGGAAAUCCCGAAUCCUACAUCCACCGCGCAACGGGAGGAGAACUGCUCCACUGAAUCUUCAGUCUCCAGCCCAGAGUUGACACAAAGAGAAUCUAUAGACAGCAAAACGGACCUUCCAACGAGCAAUUGGAUGACUGCAACAAGCGGCAGGAAGAAAAGAUGCCCCUACACAAAGCACCAGACGCUUGAAUUGGAAAAGGAGUUUUUAUUCAACAUGUACCUGUCCCGAGAGCGCCGUCUAGAGAUCAGUAAAGGCGUCAACCUCACCGACAGGCAAGUCAAGAUCUGGUUCCAAAACCGCAGGAUGAAGCUUAAGAAAAUGAACAGUGAAAACCGAAUUCGGAAACUUACUUCAAAUCUCACCUUUUCGUGAGUUUGCUUACGGAAAGCUUGAUUUAUUGUCUUUUUCCUCUAAGCGGUGGUGUGGGAGCAUCGGACUUUUGUUUAGUUUUUCACCGAAACUGCGACUGACUGCUAUUUUAUUUUCAUGUUUACAUGGUGACGCGUUGUGUAUUUUGAAUAUAUUUUUUCACAGGGUACAUUAAUAACUUCUUAAAUUAUUCAAAUGUACUAUGUAUCCAUUAUUAAACGGUUUGGUUUGAUUGAGUCUGACUUGUUUGGAAGCUCAUUUUUCGGACAUGAAAACACAUUAAAUCGAUAGUGGAUGAAAAGUUAUACAUUCGUUUAGAAUUAAGCGCUAACUCUUAGCUGAAUCGUAAUCAUGUAAACGUUUAUGUAGCAUAAAUGUGGUGAGCAAUGUUAAUGAGUGUAAAUCUUACGCAUGUUUGUGGCAUGUAUCCUGCAAUAAAUUGAUAGUCAAAUGUAA